Messenger RNA from Chironomus riparius, 1523 nucleotides. NCBI's taxonomy places the organism in Eukaryota, Metazoa, Arthropoda, Insecta, Diptera, Chironomidae. The record is from the annotation of a GenBank genome assembly.
CUUUAUUGUAGUCCGUCCAUAAAAAAUUUAAAUUUCUCAAAAUUCUGACAGAAACCAUAAAUAAUGAAUUCACAGCAUAGAAUCCAAUUUGAUGCAUUUUCACGAAAAGUCUGUGAUAAUCAAAAGAAUCAAGAUUAUGAGUAUGCUAGCCAGCAAAUACAACGAAAUUCAUCGUCACGUCAUCUACAAAAAUUACUUAUUGAGGAACAAAAAGAGAGAGAAUUGGAAGAAAAGUUGCGUAAAAUUGAACUAGAAAAGGCUAGACAUGCUGAACAAUUGAAAAUCGAUCAAGAAAGAUCACAUGAAGUUAUGCUACAAAGAAGAAAGGAAUAUCAUGACAAAAAAAUGCGUCAACAAGUCCGUGAGAAUAAUCAGGAACUUAGAGAGCUCGAAUCGAGGCUAAGGUCAGCUUAUGUUUCAAAAGCUUUAGCACUUCAGAAAAAGGAACAAGAGACAUUAAGGGAAGUGGAAAGAUUACAAGAAAAACAAGAGAAUGAGGUCCUUGAGCAAGCUAGACUAGAGCAUUUAAGGCAGUUGGAUAUAAAACGACAAAAAGACAAGGAACGCAAACAGCAACUUCGUGACGAUUUACGGAACCAAAUUAUCUCAGCACAUCAACAAAAUCAACUACUUUAUGAGCAGUUUCUUAAAGAAAAAGGAUAUUUGGAUGAAAUAGCUCGUCGUAUCCAAGAAGAACUGCUUGUGGACGCAGCAAAGAAGAAAAAUGCAAAAGAAAGAACAUUAAGGGAAAUGGAAGCAUUUAAAUUAGCCAAGAAAGAGAUGGAAAGGAUACGACAAAUAGAAGUUGACGAAGAAAAUGUACGAAUUAAAAACUACUGCGAGGAACGUGACCAAAAAAUUACUGAGGACGAGAGACGCUGUCGUGAACUUGAACAAAGGCGAGACUGCUUGAAUGACAAAAUGGUUAAAGAGUUGACAGAAUUAAUCGAACGUAAGCAUGAACGAGAGCAUUUACUGCAAGAGCUGUGGGCAUUCGAGGAAAAUGAAAAGAUCGAAGAACAAAUGCGAAAUAAAUUGGAAUUCCAGUUGAGACAACGUAUUGAAGCACGUUUGAUAUUAGAGCAACAGUUGAUGGACCAGAAGCAACGAAAGGAACGGGAAGAGAAUGAUGAAAAAAUAUUUUGGGAGAAACAAUUGCAAAUGUUAGCAGAACGUGACAAAAUUGAACAAUUAUCGAAUGAGAAAAGGCGUAGAAAAAUUUUGGAGCAUCGCAAGGCCAUUCAGGAGUUACUUGAACAAAGAAAGCUUCAAAGAGUUGAAGCUCUGGCAACGGAGAUAAGAAUGCGUGAAAUUGAGGAACAAGAUGAGAAGAGAAAACAAGAGAUUGUGGAAGAAGAACGCAUUAAAAUAAUUCAAGAGCACGCUGGAGCAUUAAUAGGAUUUAUUCCGAAGGAUAUUCUACGUGAGACUGAUAAACAAAAUUUCUCAUUUGCAGGCAUUCUGUAAGAUUUUUUAAGCAUAUUAAAUUUCGAUAAUAGAUUUUCUACGCACAUCAAUAAAUA